CAGAAAAUAUUGGACUAUUGUUUGGUUCUGCAGUUGGUCAUUAUGUGUGGAAGACUAGCAUUCAAGCUUUCUCUGCUUCUGCUGGUGUGGGGUGUGUGCACAGCCUUUCAAGAGAUUCAAGUGAAAACCUUGGAAAGAGGAGAAGAUUUGGGCACUCUUACCUGUCAAAACCAAACCUAUCAUAACAUGACGUAUGUAAUAUGUAAGAUAGAUAGAGUGAUAAGUGGUGGGAAUGAGUGUCAAGUGUCUCUUCGGUUUGACCAAAAUGGUACAAACAGCACUUGUGACCCCAGAGUCACACUGCAGAUAGAGAGUGACAGAGUGUUUCUACACAUCACCAAUAUACAACCAUCUGAUGAAGGGGACUACACCUGUCAGUGUGCAUAUAAUGGAGGACAUCAUGAGCUUCAUGUACACAUUUAUGUCAACAGAUCCCAUGAGGACAUGGACAACAGACAUUCCAAUAUUGAGAUAAUAGUAGGCCUAGCAGCAGCUGUUCCUGUCACGGCCUUUGCUGUCGUAAUCAUGAGGAAAAUGCGUUUUAACAGGAGAACACAGAAGGAAGCGGUGUACACCUUUAAAGAGGAGGAGCAACAGGACAUUGAGCCCUACAACACGUUCACAAGGAGAGACAAUGGGCUUUACUCAACCCUCCAGCUGCCACAUUCUAACCCCUGACCUCUGGCACCGUUGACCAAUGACAACAAGUCAUUAGACACCUUUUUCUAUCACUAGGGGUUAAAUAGUAUUUCACCAGCCAUGAUAUACAACUGUACAGUAUAUCCAUUUACUGUAUAUCUUGAUUACUGUAAUGCCCCUAUUUUUACAGCUGAUACACUGACUUUAUAUAGUUCUAUUGAUUGGUUACUAACACCUGGCUGAAUAGGUCCUGUACUGUAGAUCGUCUUCUGUUGCUGUAAAUAUCAUCACUUACUGUAUGAAUCCUGCACAGUAUGUUACGUAGAUCCAAGUAGAACCAGUGUUCCUGUGGACAGAUGAUGUGAAUCCUGCACAUUAUGUUACAUAGAACCAGUGUUCCUGUGGACAGAUGUGAUCAUGUGCAUUUCCACCAGGUGUCAGUGUAUUGCAUCUGUAAAAGAUACUCCCUGCAGAAGUAGAGAUUUAGGCAUCAUCAGAACAUGCUUCAUGACAAUGUAUUUUCCUUGCUUUCAAUGUUCCAUCUCCAUGUAUCAUGUAGGCCUCAUUAAUUACAUGUGAAGAGAUGUAACAACAAAACUAAAGCAUUCAUUAAAACUUCAUUUCCAAACAGAUCCAUGACCUCUAUAGUAAUAUGUAUACUGUAUGGACUGUAUGUAUCUAACCCAGCAUGUACACUCUAGAGGAAAAUGAACCGUUAUCUACAUCAGGCUUAUAUGAUAUAAGAACCCUUCAGCCUUGUGGUGGUGCAGAAUCUAUCAUUGUUUGUGUAAAAAGAAGGAAGUGGACCUGUUGAGGUGGCUGUAGUUAAUAUGUUGGCCUCUCUGUGGUGCUUUGCAAAGACCAAGAUGCACUAGCAGAGGUCCAAGUGUUUAUGUGAAACAGUAAGACAGGUAGAAGCUAGAAAACAGAACCACUUCCUCCUCUCAGCCCUCAAGGUUCAUUAUAACUAGUCAACCCAAGUUUGACUUUGUUUCUCUACUGAACAACUAACGUUGGAUAGACGUUGAGUUCUGUACUCAGUCUGAGCAGACAACAUUGAGUAAGUAAUGUUUGGUUCUGCAGUUGGUCAGUGUUUGUAUUCAGGCUACUUCUGCUUCUCGUGCUGUGGGUUGCAGUUAGUCGAUAAGAAAUCAACUUUACUUUUUCACCACACUACUAAUGCUCAAUCUAAAAACCAUGGAACAGUACACUCACAAUCUGUUUCCCUUCCCGUUGGCAGUGACUGAAAUAAAGAUAUCUUUCUGCCCAACUCAAA
Salvelinus fontinalis (brook trout) is the source of this 1915-nucleotide messenger RNA. RefSeq lists its product as uncharacterized. The record is from RefSeq and is a predicted model, not a curated record. The transcript has 5 exons. The coding region runs from base 43 to 678 and encodes 211 amino acids. Lineage: Eukaryota; Metazoa; Chordata; Actinopteri; Salmoniformes; Salmonidae.